UGCUGUGUCAAUUGCUAAUUUGUCUGCAAAGAAAUUAGUACCGUAUUUUCCAUCUUUCUUUUUAGAUUAAAAUAAUUUGGAAUAAUAAAACAACAUUUCAUUGAUAUUUUUCAUAGAUUUUAUACAUUUUUAAAGUAUUGUUUUGGGCAGAAUGACCAAGAACCAACACUGAAAGGGCGUUGUUUGUACUUGGUAGUUGUACACAUCGCCGUUGAACUCCUAUGUUCGUCCAUCACUUUUCACUUCAGUAUUGUGUGAGUUUCUUGUGUGGAAGGUGUUGUGUUGUGUUCUGAAGAUCUGUGUGGCAGAGUGUGGAUUUCACUGUAACUUCGGUGGCUGACUAUUUGGUCCCACCUGACGCGAGGGAUUGGAGAGGAUACAGCUGCUAGCGAACGGUUGGUAUUGAUCCGAACAUCCUGGUUCAAUAGUAUAUGAAGUUGAUUGAUACAUUCGACACCAGUAAGACGAAUGAUACGGACAUCAUAUUAUACUGAUUUGGAGGAUUGCGUUGAAAAGUUUGAGGGGAGUGAGUGAGUGAGCUGCGCAGGCGCAGUAGAAUGACGGACACGAGCCAAUCAGAGGCGCCACCGCCGCAGACCAAUGGCAUCUCUGACAACGGUGUCUACGACGAUGACGAAAAGACCAAGAUGCGUCCCGCCGACAUCGACGCUGAUAUGCGGGAAAUGGAGAGGAGAAAACGUGUGGAGAUGAUAAUGAACAGCCGCCUGUUCCGGGAGGAGCUGGAGCGCAUCAUUGAGGUGCAGAUGAAGGAUGGCAGUGGCCCGGCCGGCCUCCUGCAGCAGAUAUCCGACAUGAUGGGCAUCCAGGGCGGCCGGCUGCACACCACCAACAUGUUCAAAAGUUCUAAUUGUGUGGUGCCAAUAAACGACAUUCGUGGUGUUGAAAGUAUGGGCUACGCUAAAGGCGAGAAAAUUCUGAGGUGUAAACUUGCAGCCGUCUACAGGCUGAUUGAUCUCCAUGGUUGGGCUCAAAGCAUCUACAACCACAUCACCGCUCGACUGAACCAGGACGAGGAACAUUUCCUGGUGAACCCGUGGGGCAUGCUGUACCACGAGAUGACGGCGUCGAGUCUGGUGAAGGUGGACAUGCAGGGCGCGGUGGUGGAGGCGGGCACCACCAACUUCUCGGUUAAUGUGGCCGGCUUCCAGCUGCACGCCGCCAUUCACGCCGCCCGGCCCGACCUCAAGUGCAUCAUCCACAUUCACACGCCGCCUGUGCUCGCUGUUUCCUCAUUGAAAUGCGGUCUACUGCCUCUGUGCCAGGAGUCGAUAGUGAUAGGAGAAGUGAGCCAGCACUCCUACUUGGGAGCCAUCUCUGAGCCCGAGGAAAAAGACAAACUAGCGCGCAACCUAGGACCUGUCAACAAGGUUAUGUUUUUGACGAAUCACGGUGCUGUCUGCUGUGGUGAAACAAUCGAAGAAGCUUUUUUCAAUGUCUACAAUACCGUUCUCGCUUGUGAAACUCAGAUGAAACUGAUGCCAUUGGGCGUGGACAAUCUGAUAAUGGUGCCAGACGAGGCGCGCAAACAGAUCUACGACUCGGCGCGCCACGCACCCGACGGCACGGCGCCCGCACCCGCCUCCACCGCCGUCGGCGCCAAGGAGAAGCGCUGGCGCAUCGGCGGUCUCGAGUUCGAGGCUCUCAUGCGCAUGCUCGACAACGCUGGUUUCCGAACUGGUUACAUCUACAGACAACCGCUCGUGAAAGGCGAACCUCCCCGACCAAGGAACGAUGUCGAAGUUCCUCCCGCCGUCUCGUCGCUUGGUUACCUACUUGAAGAGGAGGAAAUGUACAAGCAAGGACAAUGGAAGAAAUACAUGGAUGGCCGAAAGAGCAGUGACCGCACCCGGUGGCUCAACUCGCCCAACGUCUACCAGAAAGUAGAAAUUCUCGAGACAGGAACACCCGAUCCCAAAAAGAUCACCAAGUGGGUGGAUGCAAAUGCUGAUGAGUGGGUCGCCGAGGGUUCACCGACGCACAGUUCGACGCCGGUCAAGAUCGACGCGGCGCUCCAGUUCGUGCCCAAGAACACCAACCCCAAGGAGUUCAAGAGGCUACAGCAACAGAUCAAAGAAAACAGACGUGCUGAUAAAAUAACGUCCGGACCUCAAUCACACAUCUUGGAAGGAGUCUCGUGGGAGGAAGCAAAGAAACUUCAGGACGCGAACAUGAGCCAGACCGGCGACCAGGUGAUUCUUGUGGGCGCCGCCUCGAAGGGCAUCAUCCAGCGCGGCUUCCAGCACAACGCCACCGUCUACAAGGCGCCCUACGCCAAGAACCCCUUCGACGCCGUCAGCGACGCCGAACUCGAACAGUACAAGAAAACUGUCACCAAGAAGCAACGAGGGGAAUCGUCUUAUGAUGAGGACCAGAGCGAAUCCGAGGCACUUUCAUCCUCCGCUGCCCUCCCCCCCACCGGCAUCAAGUCACCCGCCAGCGAAACUGAAGAAGAGAGCAGAGAUGAACCACGAGUCCUCCGGAUAGAAACGAAAACCGUUCCAAGCCGAAGUCAAGCCGAAGUUGUUCUCAGUGAUGAAGACUCAGAUGCUUUUGAAAGAUCGUAUUCACUGCGUUCUCCUAAUCAAGCUCGUGAGGCUUCUGAAGCUUUCAUUCGCUCUCAAUCACUCAAUCACAGGAAGAAUUACAACAAAAAAGGAGAAACUACAUAUAACGGCGACCAGUCGGACGCUCUUCAGAGCACAUUCUCACACAGCAGUAAAGAAGGUUCACCGACCAAGGAUGUUUCAACAGAAGAUUCGCCUAAAAAAGAUAAGAAGAAGAAGAAGGGCCUGAGAACACCAUCGUUCCUCAAGAAGAAGAAAGAGAAGAAGAAGAUUGCCGAGGCGUAGGUACUGCUCUGAUAAUGCCGCCGCCUUCGGUGUCCUCUUUCACCGAAUAUAUCAGCCUGGAGGGAGGUGAGGUGAGGUGAGGUAGAGAGGCGUUGCUAGGAGCGUACUGCGACCACUGCCAAUCAUCAUCACCAUCAUCAUCAUCAUCAGUUCAUCAUUCACCGCCAGUGUACCGCUGAAGGGCCUUGCCCCUCCCCGCCCCGCCACGCCCGCACACUUUCUGUUCAGCUGUGUCGAACAUGCAUUUCUCUUAUAUCUCUCUCUCUCUUCAUUCGACGCUAGCCACAGCGUGUCAAGUUUUCGCCAUUGCCACACGUAGACUAAUAACAAUAAUAAUGAUAUUAUUAUUACAUUGUCAAAAGCUUCUUAAUAUAUUCAGAUUAUCAAACAUUUUUUGUGUACAGUGUGAGAGUAGCCAUGGAACGGUGUGGAUAAUGUAAGAGGAACCUUCAAGUCAAUGACUAAGUACACCUCUUUUAAUGAUAAAUAUUAACGCGAAUACAAAAUUAGUUGUUUGAGAGAAACAUUGAGUAAAUGACUGAGUGUGAUAAAUCGUGUAAUAUAAUGACAGUAAUUGAUAGAGUAUUUUGCAAUGUUACGACGUAUGAAAUCAGUUGAAUUUAGAUUGAAAAUUCUAUUUUAAAGAAAUAACGCUUGUCUAUUGAUUAUUUUCUGAUUCUGACAAAGUAUUCUUCUAUUUGUUUCUAUUAUUAUUAUUACUAGUUUUGAAAUGUUACUAUUGUAAUGAUUGUUUCUAUUUUUAAUAUGUUUUAAAUUAGGUAGUUUUCACAAUUGAUAUAAUAGGAGUAUUGGAUCAGAAUAAUUAUGUUUAAUGAUAAUGCGUGAUAUUUCCAGUGUCUAGAGAUCUAGAGGAUAUGUUAAGCAUAAACAGCGCAUUGAUUCCAAUAUAUUGGGAAUUUGAUACAUUUGUGUAUUCUCUGUUUACAUUCAACUGCAUCGAUAGCAGCUUAUUGCAGAUUUGCCAAGCCAACAUGCUUGCUGAGCAAUAUCAGACCUGACCGCUUCCAAAGCUGAUCGGUCCAACUUUUUAAUUGACUUUUACUACUUAGCACUUUGUAUUAAAUACUGUAGUCCUUUUUGCAACACUUUAAUGUGGUAAUAAAUUUGAACGUUAAAAUGUGCUCGACAAAAAACUAAGAAACACUUGAAUUGUGCUUUUUAAGUAAGUGAAUUUUAUAGUGUUCACAACAUUGUUAUAUUCUAGAACAUUACCAUUUUUCAAACAAGGUUAUUAUUUAUUGCUAAUAACUUCAUCUACUCAACUGAUAAAUAUGACAUAAAUAAAAAAAUCAAUGAUUUUUAAAGAAAUUGUUAACAAAGAAAAGUUUGCAAAUUGUAUUUGAAUUUAAAAAAGCUUUAUUGUAUGUACGAAAUUUAUAAAAUUCUUCUAUAUAGAUUAAUAUAAAACUUAAUAUUGUAGAUCAAAGUCCUUAGGAUUCUAUUUUCUGUAUGUAUGAUUGAAAGUUGAGUAUGAUACUGUGAGGCGAAUAUAAUUUUUGCUUUU
This is a messenger RNA of Nilaparvata lugens (brown planthopper), 4395 nucleotides long. RefSeq names its product protein hu-li tai shao (gene hts). The transcript is spliced from 24 exons. The coding region runs from base 558 to 2870 and encodes 770 amino acids. Gene Ontology annotation, cellular component: plasma membrane; postsynaptic density; cytoskeleton. Lineage: Eukaryota; Metazoa; Arthropoda; Insecta; Hemiptera; Delphacidae. Gene Ontology annotation, molecular function: actin filament binding. The record is from RefSeq and is a predicted model, not a curated record.